UGUGUAAAGACGUGUACAUUCAUUCCCGUUUGAUUGAUUUGCGCUGAUAACUCCGAUCCAAUCUCCCUGGGAGAAGAAAUCAUCCCGUUCCGCAGUCGAUGGGGAUAAAUUAACCCAUUCCGUACUCGCAUAAAAAAAUCAAAAACUCGGAAGAUAUCAGAAAUAAAAAAUUAUUUAAAUUACACACAAAUCUAUGUAUGUAACAUAUGUCCAAACAUUUCAUAGACGAAGAACACUAUAUGGACAAAACAAAAGUGAAUUGUGAAUGAAUACCAAGUAAAAAAAAGUGUAAUUAAUAUACUUGAACACAUUUUUAAAAACAUAAAUAGUAGAGUGAUACGCAUGCAUGUUAUGUGUAUAUAUGUACGACAAUGUACAUGAUAUAGAAAGUAAACGACAAAAUGAUAAUGGCAAAUUAAAUAUAUUUUAAGCUUCUAUUCUUCAUACAAAUGAAUAUUAUUAUUACAAAUUAAAUUGAUAAAAAUAAAAAGAAUUACUUGAUAAAAAAUUCAAUCGUACAACAAAAUUUUUAUACACAUCUCAUAUACACAUGAGUAAUAAUUAAGUGACGACUAAAAAAAUAUUCGCUUCGUAAAUGCAGUUGGAAAUUUAUUAAAAUGGAAAUACAGGUGUUUGGUGGACCAUGUGGAUGUCAUGGACCUUACACUUUUUUCAAGGCAUUGAAAUUGACACCGCCACCAAGUGUGAAUAGUCUCCAAAAAGUACAAAGCAGGAAUACACGGAAGUGUGUUGAAAAUAGUAGAAAACAAAUCCGAGGAUGUCGCCGAGAGUUAGUAUUAGCGUUAGGAGAUUGUGUCCCAGUGCGACCGUGGGAAGACUCUCCUAUUGCAUGUCUUGCCGAAAUUCGGAUGAUAUGGAAAGACAAAAAUGAACAGGGGCUACUGACUAGUCUUCGGUUGUAUUUUUUGCCAGAAAAUACUCCGAAUGGUCGAAAUGUCCAUGGAGAGGAUGAAGUAAUUGCUCUGAAUGAACAAAUUGUGCUUCGUGCUGAUGAUUUGAUGCAAUGGGUCGUCGAUGACCUGGACUGGAACUGGGGAUUAAAUGCUGUUUUUGUUCCGAAUGGCGAAAAUAAAAGCGCUGAUCAAAAAAUUAAAGUUACUCAUUUACAAAGUACUCAACUAGAAUUCAACGAUGUCGACAUCGAAAAAUCUAAAAAUAAAGAUUUGGUGUCAAAAGUAGCAGUCAUUAGUUAUCCGCGAUAUUGUCGUUAUCGUGCAACUCUAACACGAUUGGAGUCGGUGCAAGAUGAAUGGAUUCGCAAUACUCUCGUAGAAACAAUUACCGGAUUCGUUGCCUACAGUCCAAAUAUGAAAAUCAUGUUCUGUCGCGACACGUUUGAAUAUCCUGAACUUGAGACUCACGAAAACUUAUGUAAUCAUUUGGCUCCCAAACUUAAAGGUCGCCCACGUAGUAAACGGCGUUUAAGACGCAGCGAGUCUCCAUACAAAAACGAAUCAUCUGAAGCAGAUUCAGAUGCAGAUGAGUCAGACGCGUCAGCAUGCUCGGUGGAGAAAGCUCAACCUCGAUUCAAUAUUAAACCACAGCUUCGAAAUACACAUCGUCUUGUACGACGUCCUACUAAAUCAGAAUCAUCUGAAGUGUCAUCACCGGAACUAAAAGCUUCAUACGAUCGAAAAGUGCGAAGUAAUUCAUUACCUGACGAGAAAGCCUUCUUGACUCGUUUGAACAACUUUAUGGUUAAGAAUCCCGAAUUUUAUCCGAAGAUGGUUUGGAUGGAACUUCGCCAAAUCAACUUGUAUAAAGUUUAUAUGAAAGUACAAAAACUAGGAGGCUACGAUGCAAUAACUGAUUUGCAAACAUGGAGACUAAUGGCAAAUGAUCCAAAUACUGAAGAUGGUGCAAUGAUGAAAAAUAAAUACGAAAAGAUCCUGCUGCCGUUCGAAAGGCAUGAUACUGAAUUUGGAACUCAUGCAAAAUACCGUUUACAAAAUCUUGAACGCCGACUCUCGCCAUCUUUGGAAAUAAUUCCGAUUAAGAAAGAAGAUUACAAUGGCAAAGAGUUGACGAAAGAACAAAUGAUGAAAAUACAAAGCUUAGUGAAAUCUCGAGGUACUGAAGCCGAUAAACGGGAUGAUGAUAGAAUGUCUUCAGUAUCGGUUCCCUUAACGACGACAAUUACUGUUCAAUGCAAUGACCAACAAAUUAUGAAUCAAAUCAAAAUUACAAAUCAAAUUCAAAUUCAACAGAUUCGCGUUAAUGCGGAGGAUAGUCCCCUGCGGUGUAACAUAAAGCAAGACAAAUCGAGCUCAGACGUUUCAGAAGAGAGUGGAACAAACAAACCAUCUUCUACACAAAGCAAGACUUCCUCUUUGAGAAAUGUUAGGAAAUCUGUAGCAACUACUCCGCCAGGAGGUCAGCGGGAAAAAGAAAACAUUCCAUUAUUUUUAGGAUGCAAGUCGACAACAAUUACUCCAAUCGUGAGUGUCGGUUCGAGCACAAUAAACUUGAAUAGCACGCCAAAGGAACAAAUUAUUGUUACGCCAGAAAUUGUUGAUUUGGCUGACAACAGUGACUCCGAGAGUUCGUCACGUGGCACUAAACGUAGUGGUGCGGAGUCUCCAAGUUUGGCAAAGAGAAAAAAGUUGGACAUGUUGAAAGCUGGUGGCCUCGAAGUUACGCCGAUAAGUUCAAACUCAGCAGCAUCUGCUUUUUGGCAACGAGAUCUGUUUAAUGCCGCAGGCUCAAUGAAUCCCGAAGAGUUUUUAAGGACGUUAAGUAGUAAAUUAGAGAUAACUCCUUCGUCGACACAAAACAAAUACAGUACAAAACAAAAUUCGAAAGUGCCACCACCAAAAAAUCGUGCGGUUUUUACGUCUGCAUCACUGCCAAAACUGCAGCCCGUCGGAAUGUACGCACAAACAGGACGGAUCUAUGGAGAUCCAAAAGAAAUCCUACCUCCAGAUUAUCAAAAAUCUUCUAUUAGCAGUACUAUAGAUUUAACAGCACAAACAACACAACAAUACCAACCACAUCAUCAGUCACAACCAUCAAGAACGAAGACAAAUUUCGUCAGCAGUUCAGGUAGCAGUAGUAGUAAUAGCAAAAAUAAUACAAUUCCAGUGACCCAAGUCAUUCAUGAUAAGAGACUACCACCGUCGCUGAUUCCAGCCAUAAAUUUGGCACAACAAAAAAUGAAAAACAAUGCUGGACUACAAAUUUCUUUGGUGCAACCGCCAGCAACUUCGUCCACACACGUACAAAAUAUUCACAAUUCUCAAAAUCACAAUAUUAAACGAAAAGAAGUAACUAUUCAACCGACCUCGAGUAGUUCGUCUAGAUCUGACAAAAAUACGAACAAUCAUCGAGUUAGCUCACCGAUGAACAAUACUCCAGCAGCAGGAUUGCCUAAUCUGGCACUUGCAAACUUAUUUUCAAAUCCAUUACUAUUUGCACAAUAUAUGCAACAAGCAGCCUCAGCUGCAAACCCUCCACCUGGAAUGGGAAGCAAGCAAUCUCCAACGAGCUCGUUACCACCACACUUGAUUCCACCCGGCUUUAAUCCAAUGAUGAAUGCUGCUGCUGCAUCACAAAUGGCUCGAACAAAUCAACCGAAUCCAUUUUUAUCGAUAAUGGACCACCCUCUGUACUUAUCGGCAUUAUGUGGCAAUCCAAGAUUAUUGAUGCAAAAUGCAAUGUCACCUGAAUUGUUGCAACAAAUUUUGAAAAAUCUACCACCAAAAGACACGCCAGUUUCAAAAAGUUAGAAUUUUUAUGUAUUAUAGGAAAAAAAUCUGCCAAUUGUAAUAAAUUAUAUGCUUUUACUAUUUUAAAUGAAAAUAUUAAUUCGAAAUGAAAUUUAUUUAAAAACAAUAAUAAAAUUAAAUCAAAGUACAAAUUAUCCAUUACUCUUUCUGAAUAAAUGAAAGAGAAAAUUUAGUCUCAAUUUCAUAUUAAUAUUGAUGCAUAUUAAAUUUUGGCAUUCUUUUUAUGUCUGUGUGAAAAAAGACUAUAUUUGCUUCAAAAAUUGAAUUAUAAUUUAUUGUCCUUACGUCGAAGUUUUUCAUAAUUAAUUUCACGUAU
Culicoides brevitarsis is the source of this 4062-nucleotide messenger RNA. RefSeq lists its product as uncharacterized. Gene Ontology annotation, molecular function: transcription cis-regulatory region binding. NCBI's taxonomy places the organism in Eukaryota, Metazoa, Arthropoda, Insecta, Diptera, Ceratopogonidae. Bases 618 to 3746 code for a protein of 1042 amino acids. Gene Ontology annotation, biological process: regulation of transcription by RNA polymerase II. Gene Ontology annotation, cellular component: nucleus. The record is from RefSeq and is a predicted model, not a curated record. The transcript is spliced from 7 exons.